AUGAUUGACGAGCUAUUCGACGAAGAUGGACAACCGGUGUCUCGGCAAACCCUCAGUGCCUUGAUGCAAUCACCAUCAUGGCAUCGACAAAAUGGUCUCCUUGAGCCCACCAAGUUUGUCUUCAUCCUAGGAAUCAAUGGGUUCGUCGGCCAUCACCUCUUGGGGCGAAUCUUGAAAUCUACCAACUGGAAAGUGUUUGGCAUUGAUAUCGAUAGACACCCGAUCUCGACUCCUCUAUCAUUCGUCAAGUCACCUCUUCGCGUAUUUGAGGUUGACUUUGAAGCCAACCUAAAGAUCGUGCGCUUGGCAGCCAAACACAAGAAACGCCUGAUCUUUCCGUCAACGUCCGAAGUCUAUGGUAUGUGCCAUGACGACGAGUUCGACACUGAAGAAUCUCAACUCAUCUGUGGUCCCAUUCACAAAUCACGGUGGAUAUACUCCUGUUCCAAACAGCUUCUAGACCGUGUCAUAUUUGGUUAUGGAGCCGAAGGUUUGGACUUUACAAUAUUCAGGCCCUUCAACUGGAUCGGAUCGGGGCUUGACUCAGUAGACAACAACAGUCUUGCUGGCUCACGUGUCACUACUCGAUUCCUUGGAAACAUCAUCCGGGGCGAGGACAUGAUCCUAGUUGAUGGAGGAUCGCAAAGGCGGGUAUUUACUUAUAUCGACGAUGGAAUCGAUGCGUUGAUGAAGAUCAUUGCCAAUGAUAGCAAUAUCGCCAGUGGCAAGAUAUACAACAUCGGAAACCCUGCCAACGAUUACUCGAUCCGGGACUUGGCUACUCUUAUGCUGGACACGGCGAAAACGAUGGAGGAAUUCAAGGAAUCUGUCGCCAAAGUAAAAUUGACAGAUGGAAACUCGGCAACCUUCUAUGGCGAAGGAUAUCAAGAUGUACAGCAUCGGGUUCCUAAAAUUACUAAUGCAUGUGAGGAUCUUGGUUGGAGCCCAUCAGUGACUAUGGGAGACGCUAUACGCAAACUGUUCUUCGACUUGACCAAGCCUUUUUGA
Molecule: messenger RNA, 1008 nt
Organism: Fusarium pseudograminearum CS3096
Lineage: Eukaryota; Fungi; Ascomycota; Sordariomycetes; Hypocreales; Nectriaceae
Exons: 2
Coding region: 1-1008 (335 amino acids)
Source: RefSeq, a predicted model, not a curated record